Echinococcus granulosus is the source of this 1491-nucleotide messenger RNA. Its product is annotated as Actin-related protein 6. Gene Ontology annotation, cellular component: Swr1 complex. The record is from RefSeq and is a predicted model, not a curated record. NCBI's taxonomy places the organism in Eukaryota, Metazoa, Platyhelminthes, Cestoda, Cyclophyllidea, Taeniidae. Gene Ontology annotation, molecular function: nucleosome binding. The coding region runs from base 1 to 1491 and encodes 496 amino acids. The transcript is spliced from 11 exons.
AUGGCCCCUCAGUGCUUAGUUGUCGAUUUGGGUGGUGGUUCAAUCAAAUUCGGUCUUUCUUCUGUUAAAGUCCCUAGGUGUGUUGAUAACUGCAUUUACAAGUCGAAAAAUGUUACAGGACGGAAUUUCAUUGGUAGUGAAAUCGAAGAGUGCAAGAAUCUUUCAAGCUUAUUCGGAAUAUAUCCCUUCAAAAAGGGUUAUAUUAACAAUUGGGAUACCCAGAAACAGAUCCUUGAUAGUGUGCUGUGCCGUUACAUCAAUUCUAGAUCACUUGAUAUGGCAUCUUUAAACCUCUUUAUCACAGAACCUUAUUUCAACUUUACCUCUACGAAAGAGACUAUGAACGAGUUGUUUUUCGAGGAAUAUCGUGUCGCCGGCCUUCUUCGAACUAAUCCUGCUUUUUUUGCCGCAUACAAAUAUCGAGCUGAGUCAUCUCAACGCCUCUCUCGGUAUUCCCUAAUCAUUGACAGCGGUUACUCUUUCACUCACAUACUGCCCAUGGCCGACGGGAAUAUUAUGAGGGAAUUCGCUUUGAGGUAUAACAAAACAUUUGAGUUUAUCUUCACUAGGCUCUCCGUUGGUGGUAAAAUCUUGACAAAUCGGUUGAUAGAAGUCACGUCGUACCGUCAACUUGACGUAAGAAGUGAGGUUUACAUCAUGAAUCAGUGCAAAGAAGAUGGAUGCUUCGUGUCCACCGAUUUUUGGGCUGACCUCACUUGUGCCAAGUCCCGUGAUCUCUCAGUCAACACGAUAGCUAGGGAGUAUGUACUCCCAGACUACAUUGACGUGCACCGAGGCUACCUACGUGAUCCCUCGGAGAAGCCAAAAGAUGCUGUUGAUCGGACCAAAUUGCAGGGCUAUAUCCUGCGUCUCAGCAACGAACGUUUUACAGUGCCUGAGCUCCUUUUCCACCCUUCUGACGUCGGCUACACCGAGAUGGGCAUCUCGGAGGCUGCGCAAUAUCUUCUCACUGAACGCCUCCCUCCUGGUGUUCGACCCGGCGCUAUGGCCAAUGUCCUCCUCAUUGGAGGCAACUCAAAGUUCUCUGGAUAUAAGGAAAGAGUGUUAAAUGAUCUUCGCAGCUGUGUUCCGCACGACUUGCCCGUGAAUGUCUGCGCUCCACCUGAGCUUUUGGGUAGGCUACUCCAGCGUAGACACGAAACAUAUUGUGCUCGUUGCGAGCUUUCAAAAUGCAGAUGCAUGCAAGCGGUCUUCAAAGCAGCCCGCGUCAUGGGGGUGCAGGAGGAGGAGGAGGUGGAAGCAGAGGAGGCAAAAGGCGGUAGAGGCGGCGUUCUGCGGAUUUGGACAAGCUUGCCCGCAGGCAAGUCAGCAGCAGCAACUCAGAGUGCCUACUACCCUCAACUGUAUGCUUGGCAAGGAGGCGCUCUGUUAGCUUCGAAUCGUGACGAUUUUGAUCAAUACCUAGUCACUCGUAGGGAGUAUGAGGAGAACGGUCAUGCCUACUGCGAGUCCCGUUUCCCUGUAACAUAG